Molecule: messenger RNA, 1307 nt
Organism: Tribolium castaneum (red flour beetle)
Lineage: Eukaryota; Metazoa; Arthropoda; Insecta; Coleoptera; Tenebrionidae
Exons: 6
Coding region: 2-1198 (398 amino acids)
Biological process (GO): proteolysis
Molecular function (GO): serine-type endopeptidase activity
Source: RefSeq, a predicted model, not a curated record
GAUGAUUUUUUUAUGUAGAGAAGGUCAUAAUAAAUCGUUCAGACCAUUGCUGAUUUUAUUCGGCUUUUGCACUAUUGUGGUAUACACAACGAUGAAGUGCUAUGUAAAAAUGUUCCACGUGGUAUAUGUUGUGUUAGUACUGUUGGCCUACUCGUCGCCAAUUUCAGGGGAACCUCAACUUACGUACACAGGACUCACCGGCACAUUGCAGAAACGGGCUACUUUAUGCCCUCGCAAUACUGAAUGUUUGCCGUUAUCACAAUGCCCAAUGCUCAACGAUAUCUUAGAUAACGCGUGUGUGAACACAGACAGAAUUGCUAAUCUUGGAUGCGGAUAUCAAGGGGCCCAAGGAUAUGUCUGUUGCCCCCUUGUUGCCGAUCCUUUGAACAACAUUAAUUCGGGAAAACUGGUAGAUGGGCAACGAUGUGGCCUUUCGCAAGUGCAGGGAAAUAAUUACAAUGGGAUCGGGGCCUUCCCUUGGGUGGCAAGAGUUGGAUUUCGAAAUGUCCUUAAUGGCGAGAUAAAGUAUCCCUGCACCGGCUCUAUAAUCAACAACCGAGUGAUCCUAACAGCAGCCCAUUGUGCGCUCGCCAAAGCUGACAGUUACAAACUAUCGUCGGUCCGUGUGGGAGAAUGGAACAGCGACAGCGAAAUCGACUGUGGCGAGGAAUUCUGCGGGCUUCCAGCCCAAGACGUCCUCAUCAGCCACGUCAUCGUCCACCCAGGCUACGACAAACAAACCUACCGAAACAACAUCGCACUUUUAGUCCUGCGGAAUAAAAUCAAUUACACAGUAACUGCCCAACCGAUUUGCCUGCCGGAAACGUGGUCCGUGACGAACCGAAAUGGGAUUUUGGUCGGGUGGGGCAGAAAUGCCAAACAAAACACACCAUCGAAUUUCCAGCAAACGCUUUAUCUGCCCAUUACUGAUUUGUCGUUGUGUCAUAAUGUGUACGGGAGGACGCUGCCCAUCUCUGAGCACCAGUUGUGUGCAGGAGGAGAGGCUGGGAACGACGCUUGCAGCGGGUUUGGAGGAGCGCCGCUGAUGGUCAGGCAUGGGGAGACUCAUUAUCAGGUCGGUAUUUUAUCGUUUGGUUCCGACCAGUGUGGGGCAGCUGGAGUGCCAAGUGUUUACACCAAUGUCAAAAAGUACAUCUCUUGGAUUCGUGAAAAUAUUCCAGUAAUUUAUAACAAUUAAUGUGUUUCAUUAGUUUAAAUGUAUUACUGUAGGUAUUAUAAAUAAGUUUAUAUGCAGACUAUGUUUAGAUAAUUGUGAUAAAAUUUUAAUAAAAUUAAAUAUGGAUCAA